AUGACUUCUAUAUUUACUGGUGUUCCUACGGAUACAGGUACUGGGGGUAAUUCCCUUAACACAGAUUUGAACAAGCCAUUCGACAAGGCCGACAUGGCUUGGAUUAUGGUUGCCGGUUCUUUCGUGUGGCUCAUGGUGCCAGGUAUCGGUUUAUUGUACUCUGGUCUUUCCAGAAAAAAGCACGCUCUAUCGUUGCUAUGGGCGUCCAUAAUGACGGUGGCAGUGGUGACGUUCCAGUGGUAUUGGUGGGGUUAUUCUCUAGUGUUUUCGCACACAACUAGAGGACAUGGUUUCCUUGGAACUUUGCAGUUCUUUGGUUUUAAGAAUGUUCUCGGUGCGCCAUCUGCAGCCACUACUGUGCCAGAUAUCUUAUUCGCAUGGUUCCAAGGUAUGUUCGCUAUGACCACUGGUAUCUUGAUGGUUGGUGGUGCUUGCGAAAGAGCUAGACUUUUCCCAAUGAUGGUGUUUUUGUUCUUGUUCAUUACCAUUGUGUACUGUCCAAUUGCAUGCUGGACCUGGAACCCAUCCGGAUGGUUAGCUAAGUUGGGUGCUUUGGAUUACGCCGGUGGUGGUCCAGUCCACAUUUGCUCCGGUCACGGUGCCUUGAUUUACGCUUUGAUCCUAGGUAAGAGAAACGACCCAUUGACCAAGAACGGUAUGCCAAAAUACAAGCCACACUCUGUUACGUCUGUUGUGUUGGGUACUGUGCUAACCUGGGCAGGUUGGAUCGGUGGUUUCAACCCAGGUUCCGCUGGUAACGCUACCAUCAGAGCUUGGUACUCUGCUUUCUCAACAAACUUGGCUGCCUCUUGUGGUGCUUUAACCUGGAUGUUCAUUGACUACUUCAGAUGUGGCCACAAAUGGACCACUGUUGGUUUGUGUUCUGGUGCCAUUGCCGGUUUAGUUGGUAUCACACCAGCAGCCGGUUUCGUACCACUGUGGGCUUCCGUUAUCAUUGGUAUCGUUACUGCUGCAGGCUGUAACCUAGCUGUGGAUAUUAAGCAUCUAUUGCGCAUUGAUGAUGGUUUAGACGUCUACUCCUUGCACGGUGUUGGUGGCUGUAUCGGAUCCGUGAUGACUGGUAUCUUCGCUGCUGACUACAUCAACGCAUUGGCCGGUGUUGAAGGUGCACCAAUCAGCGGUGGUUGGAUCAACCACCACUGGAAGCAAGUUGGUUACCAAUUGGCUGCUCUUUGCUCCACCGUUGCUUGGACCUGUGUCGUUACAGCUUGUCUACUAUUGAUUAUGGACAGAAUUCCAUUCCUAAGACUAAGAUUGAGACCAGAAGAAGAAGAAUUAGGUACUGAUGAAGCUCAAAUUGGUGAAUUCACAUAUGAGGAAGAAGCCUCUUACAUUCCAGAACCAAUUAGAUCUAAGUCUAUCGCUGAAGCUCCUCUUCCAAACAUUGACGAUCAAAUUAAGACAGACAACACUUCAUCUUCGGAGGUAAAUUCGGAACCAAAAGAAACUAAUACUGCUUAG
Kluyveromyces marxianus DMKU3-1042 is the source of this 1482-nucleotide messenger RNA. RefSeq names its product ammonium permease MEP2 (gene MEP2). The transcript has a single exon. Bases 1 to 1482 code for a protein of 493 amino acids. Gene Ontology annotation, cellular component: plasma membrane. NCBI's taxonomy places the organism in Eukaryota, Fungi, Ascomycota, Saccharomycetes, Saccharomycetales, Saccharomycetaceae. The record is from RefSeq and is a predicted model, not a curated record. Gene Ontology annotation, biological process: ammonium transmembrane transport. Gene Ontology annotation, molecular function: ammonium channel activity.